This is a messenger RNA of Symbiodinium pilosum, 1329 nucleotides long. The record is from the annotation of a GenBank genome assembly. NCBI's taxonomy places the organism in Eukaryota, Dinophyceae, Suessiales, Symbiodiniaceae.
GAACGGAAAAACCUCCUGGGCUUGCCUCCCCUGGACGAACCGCCACCGAAACCAGCAUGGCCAUCGCGGGUAGUUCAACCUCGCAACCUGCAGCCAUGGUCAGGGGCCCAAGCCCAGGGCAUGCAAGCAUCAGCAGAAGUGCUGGUUCAAGCCCAGCCGCAAACUGGCGUGCCAAAGCCGCCCAGUGGCCCUCCGCCUGCCAAGCUGCAAGAGCCGCCGGGGCCUCCAACUGAGCCGCAGAGCGGCCUGUCAGCCAAAGCUCCAGCUUUCCAGCCUGGCUAUGCUUGGCAGAAAGCUCCGCCCGCCCAGUGCGCAGUGGCCAUACAUUCCUAUCCUGAGCACGGGGACCAGCGCUGCCACCAAGUGCCGGUGGAGAGGGGCAACGGCAACAUCAUGUCCAUGACGCUUCCCCGCACGCCUUUGCAGGCAGCGCAGCAUGAAGGCCCGCCGCUGCCGCCGGCAGACCAUUGGCCAUCCCAGUCCUCAAAUCUCGGGUCCCGUCCAGUCCUUUCCCAGACGGAUCCCAGUCAUGCAGCGCAGGACUACCACCCAGCACGUGCGCAAAUGGGCCCAGGCAAGAGCCGCGUGUCGGCGGACUCCUACCAGCCCAUUCCGCAACAAGCGGCCCGGCACGGAGGCCCCGCACCUGCCCAACGCAGGCAGUAUGAGGAACUUCCAGCUCCACACCGCCACCAAGCAUGGAACUCAAGGUCCCCGGAAGCCCCUAACACCCGGCAACAGGUGGCUGUCAUGCGCCGGCAGCAACGUCCCGUGCAGGAAGCAGAGACCGGCCAUUGGGAGGAUAGCUGGGGACAGGAUUGGCAGGAGCAGGACUGGCAUGAGCAGGACUGGCACGGGCAGGAGUGGCAGGCAGAGUGGUGGCGGGAGGACUGGAGGGGCCCAUGGAGUGACUGGGCAGCAAGUCUGGGCAAGAACCAGGGCAGCAAAGGUGGAUGGAGCUCCUGGCAGGAGAAAGGCCAGGAGAAAGGGAAGCACAAGUCGAAAGAUUGGGGCCGUGAGGGCACAAAGGCGCAGCAAAAGCCACCUCUCCGCCGACGCAAGUUCAGCGAUGAGGCAGUACCAGAAAAGCAGGGCCAGCAUGCAGCUCUGGCAGGGUGGUGGCUGAAGCAGGUGACGAUAUCUUCUACGAGCUCCGAUUCCUCAAAUUCACCGCCAAGGAGACAGGAGAAGGGCGGAAUGGGCAGAGGACAGGGAAAAUCGGCCAGGGCAGCACUUCGUCAAUUGAUUGAGCAGCAGAAGCAGCAGGAGGCAGACAGCACGAACAAGGUGUGGCAGCGCCGUGAGGGUCGCGGCUCUGUUCGACAGUGA